GACGUUAGGUCACCCAUGGCGAUGGCGUCAAUGCGGGGCUUGCAGAUGUUUAUCACGGAUGUGAGGAACUGCCAGAGCAAGGAUCAGGAGAUGGCGCGCGUCGAGAAGGAGCUCAAUAAGAUCCGGAUGAAAUUCUCAUACGAGAAGAGUUUAUCGUCGUAUGAGAAGAAGAAAUACGUGUGGAAGCUGCUCUACAUCCACAUUCUUGGCUAUCAGCUUGAUUUUGGGCAUCGAGAGGUUCUUUCGCUUGUUGGAUCGCAUAAAUAUGCUGAGAAGCAAGUUGGCUACAUGGUUGCUGGAUGUUUGCUCCACGAAAACCAUGAGUUUCUCAACUUGAUCACCAAAGCUAUUCGUCUCGACAUUAUUGGUCGCAGCGAAACGUAUCAGUGCCUUGCACUAACAAUGAUUGGAAACAUCGGCGGCAGAGAUUUUGCCGAAGCCUUAGCUCCGGAUGUACAAAAGCUUGUCGUUUCUGGUUCUUGUCGACCACUUGUGCGGAAGAAGGCGAUUCUCUGUCUCCUUCACAUUUACCGAAACCAUCCGGAGGUUAUCCAACUGGAUAUAUGGCCUGACCACAUUGUGAAUCUUCUUGACGAAAGAGAUUAUGGUGUUCUUUUAUGUGUGAUGACAUUGCUUGUUGCACUAUCUUCAAAUAAUCCUCAGCAGUAUUACUACUGUGUCUCAAAGUGUGUUCGCAUUCUAGAAAGAUUGUUGCGAAGUCAAAGCAUUCCACAGGACUACACGUUCUAUGGAAUCCCGUCUCCCUGGCUGCAGGUGAAGACGAUGCAAGCAUUGCAACUGCUUCCAUUGCUUGAAGACCCCUCUAGUGUGCGGCUGCUUCUCGAGCUUCUCGAGCGUCUUGUGAUUGGGACCGACAUCACUCAAAGUAUAAACAGAACAAAUGUUAUGCACGCGGCUUUGUUUGAAGCCAUGGAACUGAUUAUGCUGAUUGAUACACAGCAGAGUUUGAUCCCAAGGUGUAUGGUAUCGCUUUCGAAAUUUGUUAGUCUUCGUGAACCGAACCUUCGAUGUCUAGGCAUGAGAGUUUUAGCUCGGCUGCUGUCUGUGGCCGACGUCCGUGAUAAUGUUAGUGUGUAUGAAACUGACAUUCUAUUCUCCUUGAGAGAUCAAGACCGAAGUAUCCAGAAGGUCUCUGUAGACCUUCUUUACGAAAUAUGUGAUGCGACGAAUGUCAAGCGUAUUGUUGAAGAGUUUCUGGAGUGUUUCUCUACGGCCGAGUUUGAUGUUCAAGAAAGUAUUGCAACAAAGGCUGGCCUUCUUGCAGAAAAAUACGCAACAGAUUGCUCCUGGUAUGUGGACGUUGUUUUGCUUCUAGUUGAAAAAGGUGGAGCCCUUGUUCCGGAUGAUGUCUGGCGAGGGUUGAUUCAAUGCGUUGCAGAACAUGACGAUAUACAAGUCUACGCCGCCACCAAAGCUCGGGAGUACAUCAGCAAACCGAUGGUUCACGAGACCAUGCUUAAAAUUGCUGGGAGUCUUCUUGGAGACAACAGCCAUUUACUUGCGCGAAAACCUGGCUACACUCCCAAGGAGAUCUUUUGGGCCCUUCACGAUAAGUUUUCAAAUGUGAGUACGCCAACCAAGAUGGUGCUGCUGUCUUCCUAUAUCAAAUUGUUACUGCAUACACAGCCUGCAGAUGAAGAGCUCCGGAAGGAAAUUUUUCCUCUUUUUGAAAAGUAUGGGGAGCACCUUGAAGCAGACUUGCAACAACGUGCUAUGGGAUUUUUCUCUUUAAGCCAGCAGGAUCAGUAUAUUUCUAAUGAAGAACCAAAGCGACAGGAAGCUCCGGUAAAAAGCUCAAGGGAUUCUCUGCCUGGAACCUCAACAGCUAGAGCACCUGAAGUAGAUCUUCUUGGGGACUUAGUGGCUCCUAGACAAAACGACCCAUUUCAAACGGGAAUUACAAAAGAUCCAUUCUCUUCAAUGCUCGCUCCUGCUGUUCAGCCAACUGGAAACCUCAUCGAAUGGUUUAACGCCUUGUGUUACAAGAAUACGGGAAUCUUGUAUGAAGACCCAUACGUUCAGAUUGGGAUUAAAGCGCAAUAUCAAGGUUCUCGUGGCGAGAUAAAUUUCUAUCUUGGUAAUAAGCAAAGCAAGACUUUGACAUCAGUCCGAGCCAUUAUCCUACCUCAGCCACAUCUUAGAGUUGAAUUUCCGGGAGCUCCUCCAAGCAUACAAGCUGCUGAACAGAUACAAGUGCUUCUUAACGUGGCAUGCUUGUAUGCCGGGAGAAUUGCUCCACUUCUCGACUUUUCGUAUAUGGUUUCUGGCAUGACGGUGUCUGUCAAAUUGCGGAUUCCAAUUGUAAUCAGCAAGUUUUUGCAACCAGCCACUCUCUCUGCAAACGAUUUUUUUUCUGCCUGGAGAGCUCUUGUUACAGCUCCAAACAAGCUUCAAGAAGUGAUUCGUGGACUGCAGUAUUCUACUGUCUCGGAGUUUUCUGACAAGCUAAACGGACUUCGCAUAGGCGUGGCUACUGGACUGGAACCCAAUCCCAAUAACCUCGUUGCAGCCUCGAGUUUUCAUUCAGAAACUGGUGGUGCUUUGCUGUGCAUGGUACGCAUCGAAACAGAUCCGGCUGAUAAGACGCAGUUACGCUUGACAGUCGCGUCGCCGAAUUCACGCUUAGCACUAGAACUCAAGGAGUUUCUCAAAGAGCAACUGCCUGUGACUUUGCCAACGUCUACUUCUCCUGUUCAAACAGCUAUGGUUCCAGUCCCGCCCGUUUUACAGCCAGUUCAGUCAGUUCCAGCACCGAUACUCUCCGCCCCUCCCAUCACUGCAAUGAGUUCUUCCAAUCUGCAAGCGUUUCCCACAGUUUCCACAGGCUUCGCUCAGAAACCUCUUCCUCUUUCUCGCAGUUUCACAACUCUGGCCAUGAUGGCUGGUCAAAAUCUUUCGAGCUCCAAUCCCUUGCCACCUAUGAACGUCCCCGCGGUGCUUAAUGAUCCUCUUGCUGAUCUCUUCGCUCCCAGUGAUUUUGCAGCCUUAGCAAAGCCUUCCGCGUCAUCAUCCAAUGCUGCACCAGUUUCUCUUCAAGAACCUCUCUCCUCAGCUGCUGUUCAUAUUCCUGCUUCGAACUACAGACAGGAAAACACUGGAGCCCCAGACAGUAUUGAUCUUCUCGGGCCCGACACUUCAGCCGAAGCUCUAGUCUCCAAUCCAAGCUCGAGCGGCGAACAGUUUACAGCUGGCAAUCCGUUUGCUGACCUCGAUAGCGCUCCUGAAGCUUCUACUCCACCUCCAAAUGCUCAGCCGAGAAAUCCAGCGUCAACUUUUGACUUCGAGGACCUCUUAUAGAUAACCGGGUUGUAAUGGCUGCUGCAGAAGGUAGCGGUGCUGCUGCUGCGCCAUCGUCCCUGGAUGGUGUUGGAGGCG
Messenger RNA from Selaginella moellendorffii, 3396 nucleotides. Its product is annotated as AP-2 complex subunit alpha-1-like. The coding region runs from base 16 to 3318 and encodes 1100 amino acids. The record is from RefSeq and is a predicted model, not a curated record. The transcript has 27 exons. Gene Ontology annotation, biological process: clathrin-dependent endocytosis; intracellular protein transport. Lineage: Eukaryota; Viridiplantae; Streptophyta; Lycopodiopsida; Selaginellales; Selaginellaceae. Gene Ontology annotation, molecular function: clathrin-cargo adaptor activity. Gene Ontology annotation, cellular component: AP-2 adaptor complex; membrane coat.